AUCUGUUGACGCGUAGCUGAAGCAUUCGAUAAAUUUCUUAGGUUGGUAGUCAUGUUUAGUCUGUACGUGCAUGGUGAACUUUAUUUAGCACAAAACUAAAAAAAAACUAUUUCAGUUAGGGGUCUAUGGAAGCAGUCCGGCAUUCCUAUUGGCUAAAAUUAGUCAAUUGAAUGAGCGCGGCUUUUGUCACAUCCUGUUCUGUAGUAUUGUUGGUCGAGUGAGUGCUGCAUGGCCUCGACUCGACGUAGCGUAGAUCCCGUUCCAAGAUUUGUCUAUAAGACUAUAAUUCGUGUGCAAUAUUAACCGCGUUAUAAUUCGUAAUGGUGUUCUCUAAAAGGCCAUGGAUUUGAUGAAAACGGAAUAUGAGUUCCUAGACUUGUCAGAUGUGAAAGAAGCGGAACUAAGCAGUUUGCAGUGUGCACUUUACCAGCGGAAGACGGAGGCUUCGAGCUACGGUUGGACCGAGCCUGCUAUUGAUCUGUCCUCGUGUUCCUCGUCGACCUUGGGCCCGCGCACCGUGUCUAGCAGCCUGGACAGCCUGUCGGGCGGCGAGUGCGAGAUGGCGCCCCACUCGCCGCAGCGCGCGCCGCCGCCGCCGCCCUACGCGCAGCCCCCGCCCGCCUACCCGCAGCAGUGGCCCGUGGCGCCGCCCAACGUCUACGUCAGCCAGGUCACCGCCAACGUGAACGUGCACGGCUACAUGGGGCAAUACUACCAGCCUCCCCAGCCGCAAUACGCGCCGCCGCCACAAGUGGACCGCCCGCCGCGCAACCAUCGCCGCGACCGCCGCGGCAAGCGCCCUCCUUCCCCACCACCUCCCCAGCCACCCCCCUACUACGUCCAGUACCCACAGUACUACCCCGCUGCACAGGCCCAGGCUGGAGCCCCCCUCUACCACCUACCCGUAUAUCAACCUCUAAUGUACGGACCUUAUGCGUACCCGCCUUACUACCAAGAAUAUCAGAUCCCCGUCGAAGGCGAAGACAAGCCUGAUGAAUACCAACAAGAGGUUGUGAUGGAGCAGGAAGCUGUAGAUGCUUACUACGCUGGCGCUCAUUACGCUCCUCCAUACGGCCCGCCCGUAGACGGUGGCGUAGAAUACAUGCCACCUAUGUAUCUCCCACCACCUCCACAUCCACCACCUAUACCUAUACAGCCUCAACCACCACAUCAGUCGACUCCGCACCAGUUUAACGUGCACGCUAAAAACUUCGUAGUCCAAUCGCACAAUCAGAAUAAAUCGUACACUCCGCCAGAAAAAAGUCAAGAACAGAAGACGCCGCCGGUGACCGUCUCUGCUGUGGAAUCGUUGCCUAUUAAAGAUCUGACCAUCAGCAAGGGCCCGGGCAGCCCGAAGCAGACAGAACGACCGAUAGAACAAAAACCUGCCAGUGACAAAACUUCACCUACCCCUAAAGUAGAAACCGUCAAGCCAGCUUGGGUAGCGAAUGAAAAGGCACCUGAAGUUAAUCAGAUACCUGCUAAGGCGUUCCCGCCGAUGGCGUCUGCGAGUCAAGUUCCCGCUGCGAAUAAGAUGCCUCCAGUGGUAAAUAAAACUACGAAAGGCCCAGCAGCCCCAUUCUCAGGAGGCAAGCAACCGGCUAAGCCCCUGGUUCCUCAAGCAGCCGUGCCUGUACAACAGGCAGUAUCUACCCCAAAGGCGCCGUUUGGCAAUAGACAGAAGAGGGAUAACGUGGCUAACAGGUCACCGACGAGUGAAACUACCGAAGUCCCAAGCCCCGCCGCGCCGGUCGAGCAUCCUAAACGCGAUCCGCCGCUGCCGCCAAGCAAGGCGCCUAUGCCUAUCUCGAUCACGCUACAUUCGCAAGGGCCACCGCUGAUCGUAACUAACAAAUCACCUUUCGGACACUCUAGGAAGUCGACAGCCGCGCCUGAACCACCUCCAGUGCCUCAGCCGCCUCCCCCAGCACCUACUGCGUCAGAUUUCCCCCCACCACCCACUCCUAGAAACCGUGGAGACUUGCCGCCGCCUGUGGUGCAGCCUCAACCGCAACCGGCUCCAGGGAAAUCCUGGGCAAGUCUAUUCUCAAGCAAGACUGCAGCGGUCACAGUGACAGCUUUGCCGCCCGCUCCUCUACCAGUUGAAGAGCCCCCAAGCCCGACCACAGUAUCGCCACCAGCGACGGCUAGCAUUCAAAAACCAGUAGCGAAAGUGGGCCCUUUUGACGCGUCUCCAUCUCAAAUAACGGCUCCAGAUAAAAGCUCCCCUAUGCCCCGGCCGGCCGCCGCACCUACCGCCAUCUCUUACUCCGAGAAGACCUCUGUGAACGCCAUUAGUAUAACCCCUGCUGCUAAACCGGCAUCUCCCAGCCAACCUGUACCCGAGGUCCGGGAGGUUCCUAUUCAGAAGGAGCCUACGCCAGCGCUGCCUGUGCAGCCUUCGCCAUUCGCUGAUGACCCAAACUCUUACAGGAUGGGAGAAUUCCUGUCCAAAUAUCAGCUGGACAGCAAGCCAGUGACGCUUCUACCCCGCGGCCUCACGAACCGCUCUAACUAUUGCUACGUCAACUCGAUCCUACAAGCGUUGAUCGCGUGUCCUCCCUUCUACAACAUGCUGAAGGCACUGCCCUACCAAACCCGACGUGGCAAGUCUAGCACGCCCGUCAUUGACUCCAUGGUGGAGCUGUGCUACGAGUUCAGCCCGCUGGCGCUGGGGCGCGGCGCGCGCGGGGUAGGCGGGGCGGGCGGGGCGGGGCGCGGCGAGGCGGGCGCGCCGCAGGUGCCGGCGGGGCCGCCGCUGGACGGCGCGGCGGGGCUGCGCGUGCUGCGCGCGCUCAGGCCCUUCCCCGGCUCGCAGGAGGGCCGCCAGGAGGAUGCCGAGGAGUUCCUGGGGUGCCUGCUCAACUCGCUCAACGAUGAGAUGCUCGAGCUGAUGAAACUGGUGGAACCGGAGGAGCCUAAGGAGGCGAUUGCUCCAGUGAAUGGAAUCAUCACACAGGAGCAACCUCCCGAGGAGGACGAUGAUGAUGACGAAUGGAAGGUGAUGGGUCCGCGCAACAAGGGCUGCGUGGAGCGGCGCUGGGCGGCGCGGCGCACGCCGGUGGCGGACAUCUUCCGCGGCCGCACGCGGCUGCGCCUGCACCGCGCACCGCAGCACGCCGUCACCGACGCCGUGCAGCCCUUCUUUACGCUGCAGCUCGAUAUCGAGCGCGCAUCGAGCGUAAAGGAUGCCCUUGAACUCCUAGCGGGCAAGGACACACUAGAAGGAGUCUCGGACGCAUGGCAACAGUUGUCCUUGGAACAACUGCCUGUGGUCCUGUUGCUGCAUCUAAAGUGCUUCCAGUUAGACUCCGAGGGCCACACCGCCAAGAUUGUCAAGAAUAUUGACUUCCCUGUUGAUCUGAAGAUUGAUCAGAAGAUCAUGUCUUCAAAGAUCAAGUAUUCGGGCAAGCAGCGUCUGUACAAGCUGUUCGCGGUGGUGUACCAUGAAGGAGUGGAGGCGGUGAAAGGGCAUUACGUUACCGACACCUUCCACGGGCAAGCGGGCUGGAUCAGAUACGACGACUCGACAGUGACGCCGGUGUCGGACGGCGCGGUGCUGAAGCCGAAGCCGCCGCGCAUGCCGUACCUGCUCAUGUACCGGCGCCACGACACGCUGCCCCCCCCCCCCCCACCCGCACCCGCACCCCCAUCCCCACCCGCACCGCGCGCCCGGCAAGCCCGAGUGAGCCGCCCGUCUACAGUGAACCACCCGUCUACAGUGAACCACCCGUCUACAGUGAACUGCCCGGACAGUGAUUUGUUUAUAAGUGUUGUAAAUACUGUGAAAGACUCGAAUCGUGCCUGUCGAACGCUCCCUAAGGUGCAACGAAGUUGUCUCGUGUACGUAAUGUAAGUAUAACUUUUAUGUUUACGAGCCGCCCCCGGGGGCUAUGUAAAAAGAGUGGCCGGCGGUUAGCACUCUGCACGUUUUGGUUUUUUAAUGGAAAUAGUCUUGUGUUAGUUUGAGUCGGUGGGCGGUGCUAGCCGCCGGGCUUAGUUUUGUAUGUGUAAUAUUUUGUACAUUAGGCUCUUUUAUUUGAGGCGUAGGAUUACUUUAUGUGUAAAUUCGGAUACUUUUUAGAAUAAAGUACAAAAUGAUAUUUGUUUGCCGCUCGAAAUGGAAGCUGAUUCUUAGCUAUGACUAUAAAUUGAAGAAACUCUUAAUGAUGCAUUCGACCUAAUUUAUUUAUUUUGGUAACUAAUUGAAUCUGCGAAACGAUUGUAUAUAUUGAUUGUGUACGUAUUAAGUAACUAUAGGAGCCGCGUUCUCUCCUGGACAAUAUGGAAUUGUGGUGUUAUAAUUUGAAAAAUAAAAAAAAAAUGUGUAAAAAUCAUAAUUCAUGAUACAUAUUUCUAUAUAAUGGUAGAAUAAUCUUCCUAAUACUCUUCCAUUGGAAAAUGUAAAGGUACUGUCGAGUACAAACAUCUCCGGACAAUUACCAGAGCGCAUUUGAGAAACUAAAGUGAUGUAUUGUAAAAAGGAAGACUGGUAUGUGAAUGGUAGAAUUAUGUAACGUGAAUUGCAGACGUUCGUCCUCUUCGUGGUUGAUAUGGGUUGUAGAAGUGGGUGUCUGGCACUGAGUGCCGGAGGAGGAGUGCUCUUGUAUGUGAUAUGGGAUGCCUGAGAUCGACGACUAAAUGUUUAGCUGUAGUCACUUUAUUGUAUAAAAUUGUUAUAACGAUAUAAGUGUUACAUAUAAAUAAACAGAUAUAUAUUAUCUCGCCGUUGGUAUGUUGUAUGAAAGGAUGCCUGUUUUUAAUAUUAUUCGAUUUCAAAUUGAGGUUUAUAUUACUUAUUUUGACACAUUACAAUAAUAUUCACGUAUCAUUACAUGAUCACAUUAUAUCUAUUGUCGAAGAUCAUUAAAUUAUUAGUAGCAUUUUGCUGAUAUUAAACUUUUUGAUCUCACAUUUGUUGUUGUUGUUUGGGAAAAAAAAUGUAUAUGGAUGUGAACGAAAUUUUUCUUCUCUAGUAAUAUAGGCAAUACAUCAAUGCCUUAUUAUUUGAAAUACAAUAUUUUCUUA
Molecule: messenger RNA, 5028 nt
Organism: Cydia splendana
Lineage: Eukaryota; Metazoa; Arthropoda; Insecta; Lepidoptera; Tortricidae
Gene: Usp10
Exons: 11
Coding region: 341-3856 (1171 amino acids)
Biological process (GO): regulation of autophagy; protein deubiquitination; DNA damage response, signal transduction by p53 class mediator
Cellular component (GO): nucleus; cytosol
Molecular function (GO): cysteine-type deubiquitinase activity
Source: RefSeq, a predicted model, not a curated record